Messenger RNA from Phytophthora infestans T30-4, 1533 nucleotides. Its product is annotated as tRNA pseudouridine synthase, putative. The record is from RefSeq and is a predicted model, not a curated record. The transcript is spliced from 3 exons. Gene Ontology annotation, biological process: tRNA pseudouridine synthesis; mRNA pseudouridine synthesis. The coding region runs from base 1 to 1533 and encodes 510 amino acids. NCBI's taxonomy places the organism in Eukaryota, Oomycota, Peronosporomycetes, Peronosporales, Peronosporaceae. Gene Ontology annotation, cellular component: cytoplasm; nucleus. Gene Ontology annotation, molecular function: RNA binding; pseudouridine synthase activity.
AUGAACGAGACUGAGGCGAGCGGUCCGACGGAUGCAGCGUCUCCUUCGCCACCGAGAGAUCUGGAAACUUUAAACACCAGCAACUCCACGUAUGAGCAACUUUUGGCAAUUUUGCAUGGGCUGCGCAACUCUAUCGGACCAAAGGUUGUGAAUAAUGCCAUUUCUAAGGUGAUGCGUCUUCCGAAACGUGAGUUUAACAUGAGCAACUACACGAUGCGAGCAGUGGCGGUCAAGUUCCUGUACCUCGGCGAAAAAUACGCCGGUUUUGCACGCCAAGACCACAUGCCCGAGACGGUCGAACGCUAUCUACUGGAAGCGCUGGUGCGUUCCAAGCUCAUUGAAAACAUUGACGACGCUGGCUACUCGCGCUGUGGACGCACAGAUCGCGGUGUCAGCGCCUUUGGCCAAGUUGUGGCGCUUCGUGUGCGCUCCAACUUGCCAGCAACUGCUGAGCUUCUCAGUGCCGCGUCCAUUGACGACGUGAGGCCUGGGGAGAAGUUCCAAGUCCGAUUGGCCACGGGCGAGGAGAAGACGCUGACUGAAGUGGACUACGCUUCGCACAUUAAUCGCGCGCUCCCAGCUGACAUCCGCGUGUACGCGGUUGCGUCCUGCCGUCCGGAGUUCAGUGCUCGCUUCGACUGCAAGGCACGGAUGUACCGUUAUUUCUUCGUACGACGCGAUCUGGACAUCGAGAAGAUGCGAACUGCUGCUCAGUACCUCGUUGGGAAGCACGACUUCCGCAAUUUUUGCCGUAUCGACCCCAAUUGUCACGUGUUUGAGCGGAAUGUGCGCUCGUUCGAGAUCGUGGAGUGUCCAGGCCAACGAGCCGAUGAUCCAAGCCAACAAAUGUACCGGUGCGAGGUGUUUGGCCGCGCGUUCUUGUGGCAUCAGGUGCGCUGUAUGGUGGAAGUGUUGUUCUUGAUCGGCUCUGGACGAGAGGAGCCUAGUAUUAUUCCUAAGCUGCUGGAUAUUGCCCAAACGCCACGAAAGCCACAAUACGAUAUGGCAUCAGAUUUGCCACUUGUGCUACACGACUGCUACUUUGCAGACCCAGACGACGCGGAAGGAUCUGGCCCACGCUUCGCAUACACGCCUCUUGCGUUGCUGCAGGUGCACGCUCAGCUUACAGAGAUGUGGGAGCAACGUAGUGUACAAGCUGCGAUGUUGCGUAGCCAUCUCGAUGCACUUGAGGCAUUCCAAGUGGAGGCAAACCUCGUGGUAAAGGAUUUAGAUCACUAUGCACCCAAACUGGAGCAACUGAUGCGGGAGCGCAAGUUAUUAACGGAUGAAGGAGGCGUGGUUAAGUGGAAGGACGUGAGUCCGUUGCUUCCAUUAUCCAAGAAGAGAAAGACCUUGCCGCUGGCGAAACGCGACACAGGCCACUCUGUCGAUGAGCGUAAACGUAAAGCUCAGGAACGCAAGCGUCGACGUGAGGAAGAAGAGGAGACCGCGGUGCAGGUGGCCAAGGAGGUCAAGACGGAGAGCAAGGACCACGCAGGCGCACACGAGCUGGUUACCGCGGCGUCGUCUUGA